GGCCGGGCCGCGGCGUCACAUGAGGGCGGCGCGGGGGCGAGCCGGCAGCGCGGGUGCCCGAGAGCCGCCGGAGCGCUGCCCGCCGCCGUCCCCGACCCCGUCAGCGAGGGCCCGGCCGCAGCCAUGCUGGCGCUGCUGUCCCGGCUGCUGGACUGGUUCCGCUCGCUCUUCUGGAAGGAGGAGAUGGAGCUGACCCUGGUGGGGCUGCAGUACUCGGGCAAGACCACCUUCGUCAACGUCAUCGCGUCAGGUCAAUUCAGUGAAGAUAUGAUUCCUACUGUGGGCUUCAACAUGAGAAAAGUUACGAAGGGUAAUGUUACAAUAAAGAUUUGGGAUAUAGGAGGGCAACCACGAUUCCGAAGCAUGUGGGAACGAUACUGCAGAGGAGUUAAUGCUAUUGUCUACAUGGUAGAUGCUGCAGAUCGUGAAAAAAUAGAAGCCUCUCGGAAUGAGCUGCACAAUCUUCUAGAUAAGCCACAGUUACAAGGAAUCCCUGUUCUAGUACUUGGAAACAAGAGAGACCUUCCUAACGCUUUGGAUGAGAAACAACUAAUUGAAAAGAUGAACCUUGCUGCUAUUCAGGACAGAGAAAUCUGCUGCUACUCAAUUUCAUGCAAAGAGAAAGAUAAUAUAGAUAUCACGCUUCAGUGGCUUAUUCAGCAUUCAAAAUCUAGAAGAAGCUGAAGUCUUCCUGGAAUCUCCAGUACCAGUUGGCCAUAAUCUCAAUUGUCCACUUCCCUCCAUAACGAGAUAUUACCCAAAAAUCCUGUAAUGAGAAUCUGCCUUUUCACAGUUCAUUUCUCAUGUGCACUGCUGAAGACUUGUAUUCCUAUUAUGUCACAAAACAACUAGAGUUGUCAUAAAGUCAGCACAAAUAUUUAUUUUACAACCAUCUAUGGUGGGAGGGUUGGGGGGGGGGCUUUUUAAACAAAAAAGAUCUCUACCAUGUUAACUAUGAUGGUACACUGUUCUGGUUUUUCAGGGCCAGGUUUUUAUAUGAUUUUCAGCAAGUGUUUUAUUUCUAGUGUUUAGUGGCUUGAAGAUGCUGACGCCUGACAGCAUUGAAAUUCUGUAAGAUGCCACAUACAGUAGUUAGAAAACAUUUAAGCGUGAAUUGUGGGAUACUAAUCUGUCUCACAAAUGCAUGUGAUGUGUGUGUGUUAGCAGAGAAAUGGAAACUGUUUGCAGAGGGGAGCACAAGACACAGAUCAGCAUCACUAAUCUACAGCUGAGAUCUUACCCUGUCACUUAAAAAAAAAAAAAAAACCCAAACCAAACUCUUAUCAUGAAUUAGGGGAGCCGACUGUUUAAAUUCAUUUUGUUGCUUCUGUUUAACAUUUGUCUGGGGGAUAGGAAUGGACUGUUCUGUUAAGCUUUCGAAAAUUGGAGUAUUCCAGCAUGAAAACAAAUUGCUAGGAACAUCAGACUUUGUCCAAACACAUUUUUCUGUCUCCAGAUACUAGUGGUCUCUAUCUGAAACCAGAAUAUACAUUCUGAGCGGCUGCAUGACACUUAAAUUACUGAUGUUUUUGUAGAGAGUCAGUCGUUGGCCUUUAGCACAAUAUCUAUGUAAUUGUCUAGUGUCUCUCCUGCUCAUGAAAUAGCUGGGCACAGUUUCACCUGGUGCUAUGAAACAUCUCGGCUAUUGUGACAACUCUAGACCUGCCUGCUUUCUUGAUGUAACCAUGUGCAAAGUCUGUAAGUUGCAAGAUGAAAUGUUCAACUGUGUCAAAGCACAAGAGAGCCAACGAAUCGAUCCUAUUUCUUGACUAGCUUCUACAGUAUAGGGAAGUAUGUAUAAACUAAAGAUUGUAAUGUUUUUGUAGCUUUACUUUCUCAAUGACUUCAAUAUAUUUAAAGGGACAGACUUGUUAAGACUGGUUUGUUCAUACAGUAAUGUCAGUGUAGCUUGCUAGUGUAUACAAAUACAUGGUACACCUGCUUGUGUUGCCUCACACUGUGUGUGAUUCUUCCUUACCUAACUGUGGAGUUUGCGUUACUCUGGGGUCCUCGGUUGCAAACACUGUUUAGUCCGUAUCAGUUGUGACAAACCAGUUUUAAUUUGGACUGCCAUGGCCUUACUGUUCUGUACCAACUGUCGCACUGUUGCACAGACACUACAUGCUGCCUGCGUUCAGUCUGAACUUGCAUUUAACUUUUUGUCCCCUUUCAGUUCUCUGAAGCAUGAUUUCAAUUAAUUCAUACUCUGGUGCUGUAGAGGAGAGGGUGUAUUAACUUGCUACUGUAGUCCCUAGUUCACCGUGAACUGCUACAGGUACUUUUAUUUAGCAAACUUGCUUGUGCCUAAAAUAUGGAAACUAAACUAGAAUGUGUGGAUCUUUGUGGGGGACCAGGUCACUGUUUAGUUAACUGGCCUAUAGCUAAACUUGAUGUGUUUGGUGUUUAUAUACUUCACUGCUUUCAGCAUUAAUGGCAUCCAAACACUACCAAUUGUUAACCUGUGCAUUAUUCUCUGCAUGUGAACAACUUAUACAAUUACUGAACUUUGUAAAUAUGUGGAUUUUUUUAUUUAGGUGGAUGCAUAUGUUGGUUUACUGCUCUUCAGCUUUAUUCAAUAAACUUAUGUUUUGAGGGUUGUAUUGACAC
This is a messenger RNA of Cygnus olor (mute swan), 2607 nucleotides long. It is a transcript of the gene ARL8B, whose product is annotated as ADP ribosylation factor like GTPase 8B. The record is from RefSeq and is a predicted model, not a curated record. The transcript is spliced from 7 exons. Bases 124 to 684 code for a protein of 186 amino acids. Gene Ontology annotation, biological process: protein transport; anterograde axonal transport. Gene Ontology annotation, molecular function: GTP binding; GTPase activity. Gene Ontology annotation, cellular component: lysosomal membrane. NCBI's taxonomy places the organism in Eukaryota, Metazoa, Chordata, Aves, Anseriformes, Anatidae.